This is a messenger RNA of Anopheles bellator, 1116 nucleotides long. Its product is annotated as armadillo repeat-containing protein 7. Bases 32 to 580 code for a protein of 182 amino acids. The record is from RefSeq and is a predicted model, not a curated record. Lineage: Eukaryota; Metazoa; Arthropoda; Insecta; Diptera; Culicidae. The transcript is spliced from 2 exons.
UUCAAGCUUUUGCUGCCUACGAACCAAAAGAAUGUUCAGUACACACGAACGUCUCAAACGUCGCACUCCGGAAGGUGGUAUCAACCGAAGGACAUACUUGAAGCUGCUCGUAGAUGAAUAUUACGAAACAUCAAACGUUGAAGCGCAGCAGCAAGUGACCGCCAAUCUGGCUAACUUCGCCUACGACCCUAUCAAUUGGCCCUUCCUGCUCGAGGCUAAGGCGCAUGAGCUUUUCUACGAAAUUAUUCAACAAUCCACUCAGGGUGUAGUGGACAGACUUCUCGUUCUGCAUGCAAUCGUAGGCUUAGCCAACAUUUCACUCGAUCCGGAUACGGCGGAAUACAUCGUUCGCAGUAACGGCUUGCGUCGACUCGCGGAACUAUUGGAAAGGCACCAUACAAAUUGCGAGAUCGUUUGCAAUGUGCUUACUUGUUUUGCAUUUUUGAUAAACGACGAUCGUGCGCAGGUGUUACGCAAAGAUAGCAUUUUAUCGCCACUACUGGAACAGUUAAGACAAGAUAAAAACCCUCGAAUAGCCAAUCUUGCGACGGUGCUCCUGGAAGACAUCAAAUUGAAGUAAUGCAACGAGUAAUUACAAUGCGUUGGAUGUGUACUGCCGGUACACCGACGGUUGGUUCAGUUUUCCACCUCACAAGGACAUUUCGUGAGAAGGACAUAAAAACCUUCGUUGACCUAACCGGAGACAGCAAUCCAAUCCAUUUGACAAAGAACCAAAUGGCGAAUGGUGUUACAGCAAAGGCCGACACGUUUGUGAACGGUGCUUUUCUGAAUGCCGUUAUUGCCGGGAUAAUCGGUACACAUUUUCCCGGUUACGUUGUGACGGCGCAACAGUUUCGUUUUCCAACCCGUUGCCAGCUGGACCAGGAAGUAGCGUUCACUGUGCAAGUACAAGACUUGCGGAAAAUUGUGACUGUUUCAUAUGAAAGCAAACAGGGGGAUCGGAUUGUUUUCGAAGGCAGCGCCAAGUUGUUUGCGGUACGGAAAUGAAAAUAAAACAAAAUGGACAGUGAUGCGAAGAGAAAUGGUUUUGUGCUACCUUUGUACGGAGUUUGCAAACUGAGCUGCGCAAUAGGUUUAAAAACAGUAUGUAUAAAA